Molecule: messenger RNA, 685 nt
Organism: Esox lucius (northern pike)
Lineage: Eukaryota; Metazoa; Chordata; Actinopteri; Esociformes; Esocidae
Product: serine protease inhibitor Kazal-type 1
Exons: 4
Coding region: 91-321 (76 amino acids)
Molecular function (GO): protein binding
Source: RefSeq, a predicted model, not a curated record
CUCACAAGGGGAGGAGACAGGAAUGGUAUUAUAAAUACGACUCCGGAGCUCACCUGCGUCACCUGCCUACGCUUCUUUGAAACGUUCAGAAUGUGUAAUUUCGUGCGUUUGACACUGGUUCUUCUCUGUGUUGCCGUAUUGGCACACUCUGACGACUCCAGGGAGCCUGACUGUACCAACUUCAGUCUUCCUAUGUGCCCCCGUAACUUGGAUCCCGUGUGUGGAAGCGAUGGCAACACUUACGCCAGCGAGUGUAUGCUUUGCUUUGAAAACAUGGAGAAGAACACGGACGUUCGCAUUGUAAGCCAAGGAAAUUGCUGAGCCCGGAAUUCAACAUGCGUCUUCAACUGAGCUUGGCAACCUUUUUCGUUUUCUGUUGCUUGGACUUACUGCCCUGCAAAUAUUAAAUAUGCCUCUCCAAACCCAGUUCUUGGAUUGCCGCUAUCCUGUAGCUAUGUUCCAACCCUGGUCUAGCGCACCUAACGAUUAGCUGGCUGACCAGUGUUACAGCUGGCAUCAGGGGAGCGGUCCAUGUCCAAGCCCUGUUGCUUCAACAAAACCCUUGUCUUUCAUAGAGUACCUAACACUCCAUUUUACAAAUCUGAAUGACUUGUAAAAAGCUUUUAAAUGUCUGUCUUCAUCUUGGGUUUUAACCUUUGUCAUUAAAAUGGUUUUAGAAAAAGCA